This is a messenger RNA of Clupea harengus (Atlantic herring), 1403 nucleotides long. RefSeq names its product sp8 transcription factor a (gene sp8a). NCBI's taxonomy places the organism in Eukaryota, Metazoa, Chordata, Actinopteri, Clupeiformes, Clupeidae. Gene Ontology annotation, biological process: regulation of transcription by RNA polymerase II. The record is from RefSeq and is a predicted model, not a curated record. Gene Ontology annotation, molecular function: RNA polymerase II cis-regulatory region sequence-specific DNA binding; DNA-binding transcription factor activity, RNA polymerase II-specific.
AUGGCAACUUCACUUCUAGGGGAAGAACCAAGGUUAGGAUCAACUCCUCUGGCAAUGUUAGCUGCAACUUGUAAUAAAAUUGGGAGCCCGAGCCCCUCAUCAAUCUCGGAUAGUGCCUCGUCUUUUGCAAAAGGAUUUCACCCGUGGAAAAGAGCCGCCCCGAGCAGUUGCAGCCUCGGUUCAAGCCUCCCCUCGUUCGGCGUGUCGGGAGCACCACGAGGUGGUAAUGGAUUUGCGGACUCCUUCAGUGUGAAUGGAUCUCCCGGGUCCAGUGCUUUCUCACUGACGACCAACUCAUCCAACACCCCAUUUGGAAACGACUACUCCGUUUUCCAAUCGUCUGUUGCAAAUAGUUCUCAAGAGCACAGUCCACAAUCGGUCUUUAUAUCCAAGGUACAUACAUCGGUUGACAGCUUGCAAGGUAUCUAUCCAAGGAUGAGUGUUGCACAUCCGUACGAUUCAUGGUUUAAGUCAGCUCAUCCGGGCAUAUCCGCCGGGGACGUGGGGACCGGUGGGACAUCGGCCUGGGCAUGGGACAUGGGACCAAGCUGGAUUGAUGUUCAGGGCACGAACGGUGCUGCGCUCCAAACCUCGCUGCACUCUCCUCUUGGAGGCUACAACUCCGAUUACACCACGCUGAGCCAUUCCGCCUUCAGCGCCAGUCCAUCGCCUCACCUCCUCGGCGGUGGGCAGCACCUGAUGGACGGAUUCAAACCGGUGCUGCCGGCCAAUUACCCGGACACAAGCCCCACUUCAAUGACAGGUGCAAACGGUUCUGUUUUGUCCGGUUCCCCCGCAGUCUCUCUUGCGGGAUCUCCCCGGUCCUCAGCCCGGCGCUACUCAGGGAGAGCGACUUGCGACUGUCCGAACUGCCAAGAGGCUGAAAGGCUCGGACCAGCGGGAGCAAGCCUGCGCAGGAAAGGGCUGCAUAGCUGCCACAUUCCGGGCUGUGGAAAAGUGUACGGGAAGACCUCUCACCUCAAGGCACACUUGCGAUGGCACACCGGGGAGAGACCGUUCGUUUGCAACUGGCUAUUCUGUGGGAAAAGAUUCACCAGGUCCGACGAGCUGCAGCGACACCUCCGCACACACACCGGCGAGAAAAGGUUCGCCUGCCCGGUGUGCAAUAAGCGCUUCAUGCGCAGUGACCAUCUCAGUAAACACGUGAAAACCCACACCGCGGGAGAACCAGGCUCCGGGAACGGGUGUAAAAAGGGCAGCGACACCGACAGUGAGCAGAGUAUUCCAGGUAGCCCUUCGUGCCAUUCCCCUGACCUGAUGCAUCCAAAUGAUUCCGUCCAAACGUCGGGAUUGAACGGCCACAAUGCAAUCAACUAAGAGGUCCACAGACUCUCCAAAUAUAUAUACACUGAAAUGUUGCACAUGCACUGACAAAAAACUAC